AUGUAUACUGAUGGAGGUGAGCGGACUAGCGUGCAAGGCUGCGACGCGAAGGUGGCAGUAAUUGACGGCCUUAAGAGCGGUCGGCUGCUGGAGGUUCUGGUCGUGGCGGACCCGAAGGACCUUGCGAAGCCGGGUAAGCUGUUCGACCUUGCACAAGAUAGUGUGCGACUAAUAGUACUGCCGCCCAAAGACCUCGACGAGUACCUGGGCAAAGUUCCGGUGUUGGAGUCCGAGCGUGGACAGAAGAACAACAAGUUGGACGGACGGGCGGCAGUGCUUGAGGCGCGGGCGGCUGAGUACCGACGUGCCGUGGACGUUUUGGCGACCAGCGUUUGGCGCGGUUUGGUGGCACCCAAGAACCGAUUGUACGCAUUGGACAAACCAGUCGCCGACCAAAUUUACGAAGACAUUAUGCCAAGAAGAAUGGCCCCGGCGCAACCCGUAGAGGGCACUGCGCGACCCUUUAUUAAGGACUGGCGACCGAUCACUGAGGAGGACUACAACUUGCUCCGGAAGCAACACUUCGAGUGCCCAGAACGCAACUUAGAGGUGGACGGCGAUUUAGCCGCAUUGAACAGGAUUACGAUCCGCUCUACAGUUCCCGGAAAAACCAAGUCGCGCAUGUGGCCCCUCGUCGUCGGCCAGAGACUGUUGGAAUAUGCCGUCGUGUUUGUUGCGGUCGCGGGCCUCCAGCACUGGCUAUGCACAAGCAGCUAUUGGGAUGACGUAAGGGGCUCUGUCACCACUGGCAACGGCGGCGCCGACGGCGGUAGGGCCGAACUAACUAAUGGGACCAUGGCCCAAGCUUUGCAGCAAGUGGGAACGACCAAGGGUCCAAGUUUGUUAACCAAAAUAUUCAACAGCUGGAACACCAUGAUAGGGGACCACGUUCGCGACGUUGCCAGCAUCAAAGAGAUCCCCCCUCUCCCUCUGGGCAGGUAUGCGAACCAUGAUUUAUACGAUAGAUACGGUGUAUUUGUGGACCCUAAAACGAAAACUGACCUGCAAUCCUUCCGCGCUCCACGUGAAAGGUGUGCGAACAUGAUAAACGAGCCGGCUGCUACGACGGACAUCAAUCUCCAGGGAAAACUUCUCAAGACGGACUACAAUCUUUGCGGGUCCAACGUGAACGGCACCUUGGUCUGUCGCGACUUGAAAAUUCGAAACCCACAGUGUUUCCAAUUUGUCUCCGGCCAGCCUGAUGAUCCACGCGGUCUCUUCUCCUUAUGGGACAUGAUGGAUAGAAUCUUUGUUCUCAAAGGAGAUGAAUGUUUUCUUCGGUGCGAUGACCCCGAGAGAGUCAAAAGUAAUCUGCUGGAUCGGAAGGUGAUUGCCCGUAGAUCCGACAUACGUCCGGCUGACGAGAUGCAACUGUACCGGACAGCACCAGCGUGGAAAAUCAUGGGGAACGACACCUCUACGCAGACCACCCCGAACUCUACGGAGACCACCGCUAACUCUACGCUUGCCGCUAACUCUACGCAAACCACCCCGAGCUCUACGCAAACCACCCCGAGCUCUACGCAAACCACCCCUUACUCUACGCAGACCACCCCGAACUCUACGCUUGCCGCUAACUCUACGCAGGCCCCUUACUCUACGCAAACCACCCCGUACCCUACGCAGACCACCCCGUACCCCACGGAGACCACCCCGAGUUCUACGCAGACCACCCCGUACUCUACGCAGUCCACCCCGUACUCUACGCAGAACACCCCGAACUCUACGCUGACCGCUAACUCGACGCAGACCCCGUACUCUACGCAGACCGCCCCGAGCUCUACGCAUUCCAUGGACUUGAUGAACCGUCUGCCUAUGGGUCAGUGGGUGAAGCAAGAUUCGUUGAAUAAGUACGGUUUGUUCAUAGACCCUAAGACGGGAAUUGACCUGCAGUCGUAUCGCGCGCCGUGGGACAAAUGCCAGGAGAUGAUAGGGCAACGGAACGAUAUGGACAACCGGGUCGACGAACUUUUGCCGACUGACCAUGAGCUGUGCGGCAGAGAGAACGGUACUUUGAAGUGUCAAAACUUGAGGGUGCGCAACCCCCAGUGUUUCCAGUUUGUGUCCGGAGACGCGAACGAUCCACGCGGUCUAUAUUUCUUGUGGGACAUGAUUGAUAGGAUCUUUCACCUCGUAGGCAAAGAGGACUGUGUCAUUCGCUGCGACCAUGCCGACGCAAUGAAGGACAGACUGGUAGAGGCGGCCAGGAUGAGAGUCAAACCGACGGUUGUAGAUUACUCGGAGACUGGUGACUACACGGAGGCCCCUGCCAUCAGGCAGGGCCCUUACUACACUGGGAACUACCCGGAGACCACCCCGAAUUCUACGCAGACCACCCCGCACUCUACACAGACGACCGCCAACUCUACACAGACGACCGCGAACUCUACGCAAACCGCGGAGGCAAUAGCGAGGGAUUUCGUGACGAAGGCUGUUGGAAUGGCAGCGAAGGCUAUUCGUGAUGAGUUGGAGAUGGCAGCAGAGAUGACCAAGGGUACCGGUUUGGAUAGGUACCGUUCUUCCAACGAUAAGUGUGAGGACAUAGACUUUAACCCUCAGCCGACGGACAUUUUGAUGCAGGGUCCUGGCCAUACGUUGAGGUUGGACACGGACCCUUGUGGUAGUGGGAAUAACGCCACCUUGCUGGCUCGCGGUCUUGGAGGAAUACGGAGCUCCCAGUGUUUCGACUUCAUUUCCGAUGAUGCCUGGAACUCAGGUACUCCUCUAGUGAAAGACGGCACCUUCUUUUCGUUGUGGUUCAAGCUAGGUCAAGUCUUUGGCCGCACAGGUCGGGAAGAGUAUAUUGUGAGAUGUCACGAUACAGAUAAGAUGAGAGACAAAUUGCUCAUGGCAGCCUCCCGAGAUAACCGUGUAGAAACGCUUUACGACACCACUGGUCUCGGCGUUGCUCGGACCCCGGAGGCUCUUGAACGUUUCGUUCAAAUAGUUAAGAGCAAGUACCCGCCCACAAUUGUCGCUGACAGAAAAGAAGAACUUAGUGACAUCUGGUUCAACGCGCCUUGUGGAACCGGCGUUUGGACUACCCAGGAUGAUUACCCCAACUGCGUGUGUCAACAACUUAGCGUUACUUGCGAAAUGGCCGACCGCCAACACGUCAGACUCGAUACUGUCUUCGACGCUGAAUAUGACGACCCGUCCGAGAGCGUACGCGGACGCGUCUUCAGAGACCACAUUCUCCCCAUAUCCGAUAUGCCAGGAAUGCAAAUCAAACGCUGUCUCUACCAAUGCCUCACCAAGAUACUUUUUGAUUAA
Molecule: messenger RNA, 3273 nt
Organism: Gregarina niphandrodes
Lineage: Eukaryota; Apicomplexa; Conoidasida; Eugregarinorida; Gregarinidae
Exons: 1
Coding region: 1-3273 (1090 amino acids)
Source: RefSeq, a predicted model, not a curated record